AAAGUUUCUGGUGUGAGGGGCUUUUUUCCCUUCUACGCGCAGAGACACUGUUUGGUUUGAUGUUUCAAUCAGCGCUACCCUUCUAAGCAGAUAUGGCUCCACCCCACACGUCAAAAACUUUCCGAUCACUCUGUAUAUAUAUAUAGCUACAUGUAUUACUCUUUGUUCAUCUGACAAAGAUGUAUCGUUUGAAGUCAGAAGAAGCAUCUGUGAUACCUUACGAAGAGGUUGCUGCUCGAUUGUCAACUGACAUCAAAACUGGAUUAUCGUGGAAAGAAGCUGAGAUCCGUCAAAAAUUAUACGAUUUCAAUGAGUUUAUCGUUCGGAAACAACAAUCUCUUUGGUCCAAGUAUUUUGAACAGUUUAAAAAUCCCCUUAUAUUAUUACUACUGGCUUCAGCUGUGGUCAGUAUUAGUGUGCAACAAUUUGAUGAUGCAUUCAGUAUUACAGCGGCUAUUUUUAUUGUCGUCACUGUUGCCUUUAUUCAAGAAUACAAAUCUGAAAAAUCUUUGGAGGAGUUGAAUAAACUGGUUCCACCAAAAUGCACUUGUUUGCGCGAAGGAAAUAGUGAAACUUUUUUAGCCAGGAAUCUUGUUGUUGGUGAUAUUGUCUUAUUGUCUAUUGGAGAUAGAGUGCCGGCUGAUAUUAGGUUAAUUGAAGCUGUUGAUCUUGCAAUAGAUGAAAGUAGUUUUACCGGUGAAACUGAACCAUGUCUAAAAACAACAGCACCUAUAGUCAUUAAGGGGAAUGGUGUAUCUCACAUGAAGAAUCUCGCUUUUAUGGGAACUUUAGUUAGAUGUGGUUAUGGAAGGGGAAUCGUCAUUAAUACUGGUAUUUCAUCCGAGUUUGGUGAAGUUUUCAAAAUGAUGCAAGAAGAAGAUUCACCUAAAACACCGUUACAAAGAAGUAUGGAUUCCUUAGGAAAACAGUUAUCAUUUUACUCCUUUGGUAUCAUUGGUUUUAUCAUGUUUCUUGGUUGGAUACAAGGGAAACCAAUACUUAAAAUGUUUAAUAUCGGAGUGAGUUUGGCGGUGGCUGCUAUCCCUGAAGGCUUACCUAUUGUUGUAACUGUUACACUUGCCUUAGGAGUAAUAAGAAUGGCCAAAAAGAAGGUAAUUGUCAAAAAAUUGCCUACCGUCGAAACUUUAGGCUGUGUCAAUAUUAUUUGCUCCGACAAAACUGGAACUUUAACUAAGAACGAAAUGACAGUAACAACAAUAAUCACCUCAGAACUUUAUCAUGCUGAGUUAACUGGUGUUGGUUACAACUCUAAAGGCCAGUGCAAUUAUAUCGGUCAACUUGAUUCUAAUGAUGAACCAAUGAUUAAUAAUCAACUUCAUGAUACAACGGUGCAAAUAAAUGCAGUAAAACGAGUUCUGGAAGUAGGAUGCAUAUGUAAUAAUGCUGAUGUCAUCGGGGGCCAUUUAAGAGGUCAACCUACCGAAGGAUCUCUAAUUGUUGCAGCUCAAAAAUUAGAUAUGUAUGGAGUUCGUGAAAAGUAUCAUCGUGUUCAAGAAGUCGCGUUCAACUCUGACCAGAAAAUGAUGAUUGUAAAAUGUAUUGCAAAGUUUUGUACAACAGGCGAUGAAAAAUUUUUUGUUAAAGGUGCAAUUGAAAGGGUACUGAAUAGUUGUACUCGUUACUCUUUAAAUGAUAAUCUAGUGCCUAUGACUGCGGACAAAAAAGCACGAUUUUUAAGGGAAGCACAGGUCAUGGGACAUAAAGGCUUAAGAGUUUUGGCAACUGCAUAUGGCAAUAAAAUGGAAGACUUAGUGUUUGUUGGUAUGGUUGGUAUCCUCGACCCUCCUCGACCAGGAGCUGCUGAGGUUAUCCGAACUCUCUAUGGUAGUGGUGUCCAAAUUAAAAUGUUGACCGGUGAUUCUGAAGAAACUGCCUGUGCGAUUGCAUCAAGAUUGGGUCUUUAUGCAUUUGGCAAUACAGCUCUUUCUGGUGAAGAAAUUGAUAGGAUGAAUGAAGAAACUCUGCAAGUCAAAAUUCCUGCUAGUACCGUCUUUUAUCGGGUUAGUCCAAGUCACAAAUUGAAAAUUGUGAAAGCAUUACAAAAGAAUGGUAACAUAGUUGGUAUGACUGGUGAUGGUGUCAAUGAUGGAGUAGCUUUAAAAAAAGCAGAUAUUGGAAUAGCAAUGGGCAAAAAUGGAACGGAUGUUUGUAAAGAAGCUGCUGAUAUGAUUCUUGUUGAAGAUGAUUUUUCAACUAUCAUGGCUGCUAUUGAGGAAGGAAAAGGACUCUACCACAAUAUUCAGAACUUUGUUCGAUUUCAAUUAAGCACGAGUAUUGCUGCUUUAACCUUGAUUGCUUUAUCAACAUUGAUGAGGAUCCCCAAUCCAUUAAAUGCAAUGCAAAUUUUAUGGAUUAAUAUCAUUAUGGAUGGACCUCCUGCUCAAAGUUUAGGUGUUGAGCCAGUUGAUAAUGACGUACUUAAACAGCCUCCUCGAAAUGUUAAACAUCCUAUGAUUACCAAAGAUCUGAUUCUCAAUGUUCUACUUUCUGCGGGUAUAAUUAUUACCGGGACAUUAUUUAUUUUUAUGAAAGAGAUGAGUGAUAAUCAUGUAACUCCUCGUGAUACAACCAUGACUUUUACCUGUUUUGUAUUUUUUGACAUGUUCAAUGCUUUAAGCUGUCGAUCUCAGAUUAAAUCCGUCUUCACUAUUGGACUUUUCUCGAACAAACCUUUUCUUUUUGCUGUUGGAGGUUCAAUAAUCGGUCAAAUGUUAGUCAUUUACGCCCCACCACUACAAAAAAUAUUUGAUACCGAACCAUUAACCGUGAUAGACUUAUUAAUAUUAGUUUCCUUGGCCUCAACAGUUUUCGUUAUCAGUGAAGUGAAGAAAGCAUUUGAAAGGGAACUAAUCAAGCAAAAGAAAAGAAAAGAUGCUCACGCAAGUCAUAUGGUUUAGCUAUUGCAAAACUUUAAUUUUCUUACAUGACUUUGUACUGGUUAAAUGCAAUUUAAUCAAACUGUUACAAUAUUUUCACGUAUAAGUUGCAUUUUGGAUAAGCGCUGUCUACUGUAUUACCAAUGGUAUACUUAAGUAUCUUGUAGUAGACGGCGCUUAUCAAAAUGAAACUUAUGCGUGAAAGUACUGUAUUUGGUUUGACAGUACAUUUAACCGCCACAGUUAACAUCAAGAAACUACAUAGGUCUGAGAAAAAUAGAUUUAUUAAUUUCUUAUCAAUUUUUGGUAAGAUUGGUCCUGUUCUGUGAUGAUGACAAAAGAUGACCUGUUCAAUCUUUAGUUGAUAAGUCUUUGUGGUCACCAAUCAAAUCAAAAUUUGGAUAUUUUAUAAAUUGGUCGUCACGAUAUCUUCACCAACUUAAAUUACAUUAAUUUUUUAUCGAUUUGCUUGUUACGUGUUUCAAGAUUUACAAAAAAUGGAUAAUUAAAUAAAUAAAGAUUAUCAUUGAAAUUCAA
This is a messenger RNA of Tetranychus urticae (two-spotted spider mite), 3434 nucleotides long. RefSeq names its product secretory pathway calcium atpase (gene SPoCk). NCBI's taxonomy places the organism in Eukaryota, Metazoa, Arthropoda, Arachnida, Trombidiformes, Tetranychidae. The record is from RefSeq and is a predicted model, not a curated record. Gene Ontology annotation, cellular component: membrane. Gene Ontology annotation, molecular function: ATP hydrolysis activity; transporter activity; ATP binding.